Messenger RNA from Gloeophyllum trabeum ATCC 11539, 468 nucleotides. RefSeq lists its product as uncharacterized. The transcript is spliced from 2 exons. Lineage: Eukaryota; Fungi; Basidiomycota; Agaricomycetes; Gloeophyllales; Gloeophyllaceae. The annotation marks the transcript as partial. The record is from RefSeq and is a predicted model, not a curated record.
ACACUGUUUGAGCAAAUCCGGGACGAGCAGCAGGCUGCGGGAGUGUCUCCAUGGACACCCUUUGCUGAUGAAGAUGAUUGGCGGCUGGGUGAGUGGCUGAUUCGGAAUGUGGGUAAGGGCGAGACAGACAAAUUCUUGAAGUUACCUAUGGUGCGGAUCCUAUUUGAACAUUGUUGUAUUUCCAGAUGUGCCUCCCCCUCUUACAAGACUAGCCGAUCAUUUCUACAGAAGGUCAAUGCAAUUCCUACAAGGGGUGCCAAAUGGCAUCGGGAUAUCAUUACAGUUGGCGGUGACCGCUUCAAUGAAGAUGGAAAGAUCAUGAAGGAGAAUCUGGAGCUGUGGCGCCGGGACCCUGUCAAGUGUAUCCGGGAGUUGAUCGGGAACCCUGCCUUUCGAGAGAAGCUUGCGUAUGUCCCCGAGCGAGUCUACCGUGAUGAGACAUCUCGUACUCGAGUGUAUGAUGAGAUG